AUGAUAACAGCACCAUUAAUACCGGCAUUGAGCGGACCAACAAUAUCAGGAAACGUGGUGGGACUUGGAGGAGCCGGCAUUGUCAGCGGAUGGAUAAGGGACGGAAUGGUCGCCGGCCGCGACAACGACAUCUACUGGACCGGCCAGACAACACGGGAUAAUGUCUCGAGGCACUACAACACAGCGGCUAUCACGACUCCGAUGGUUGACCAUGCUUCGGUCGCAGGAGAAGCCGACGAGGAACGAGAUGGGGAUGGGAAGCCGGGCGAUAUGACUCCCUUGCUCAGCACCCCCAGCACCUUUCUUCGACUUGGAAUCCCAACUCUCAGCGCCCGGGGCUCUCUCUUUCUCGGCUUCUUACAGCUCCUGUGGCAAGCCAUUGUCACUUGGAGCAUCCGUCACCGCAUCAGGGCGAUACUGUGGCUAAUUGCCAAAGCGCCCUUCAUCAUCCUCGGCGACCUAUGGAUCAACUUAUACGCCUUCGUGAACUACGACCCAUUUGCAAACCGAGAUUCAUCUCAUGCUUCUUCCCCAACCGGGGGACUCACCAAAUUUCAAAUCCUGUUUUGGGACUGGACAAAAUGGCUCAGAUGCGAUGCGAAGCCGUGGCUGGUGUCGGUAUGGGAGGAUGUCAGGGGUGUUUUCACGCGAGGAACAUCGUUCUUCAGCCGGAACACCAAGAAGAAGAGGAAGAAGUGGCGGAUUCCUGGGCCGACGUUGCAGGGGAUCGUGGCGGACACCAAGUCCCAGCUGGAGCGGGAAGAGGAGGAAAAGGCUGAAUUGGAAAGGCGCAGGAAGGAACAGGAAGCUGCAGCAGCUGACAAUGGCAACGGCGGAAGUAGUCGUCGGAAAGGAGGCCGUGGAAACGGUGGUAGAAAGCAAAAGAAAUGGUAA
Sordaria macrospora k-hell is the source of this 894-nucleotide messenger RNA. Lineage: Eukaryota; Fungi; Ascomycota; Sordariomycetes; Sordariales; Sordariaceae. The record is from RefSeq and is a predicted model, not a curated record.